This is a messenger RNA of Acipenser ruthenus (sterlet), 2039 nucleotides long. RefSeq names its product iron-sulfur cluster co-chaperone protein HscB-like. The transcript is spliced from 6 exons. Gene Ontology annotation, biological process: protein complex oligomerization; [2Fe-2S] cluster assembly. The record is from RefSeq and is a predicted model, not a curated record. Gene Ontology annotation, molecular function: protein-folding chaperone binding; ATPase activator activity. NCBI's taxonomy places the organism in Eukaryota, Metazoa, Chordata, Actinopteri, Acipenseriformes, Acipenseridae. Gene Ontology annotation, cellular component: mitochondrion. Bases 327 to 1220 code for a protein of 297 amino acids.
CACAACUCUGUGCGGAGCAUGGGAAAUGUAGUUCACUAGACAACAGCUCGGCUUCCAAACAUUUGAGCUAAACUACAAUCAAGCGGCUGUAAAGCUUUCUAUACUGUGGGACACACAUUACGCUUUAAAGAAAUUAAACAGUCAGCUACAGCGUGAGUUAUGAUAUUUUUGUCGUCUGAAUUUAUUUUCUUAUAAAUUAACCCGGAACUGGUUUUGGUAGUAUUUCCUCUUUUUCUUUUUAAGGAGAGUUAUUCUACACAGAAGCAUGUGUGUGUUUUCAUCUGUCAUUGAGGAAGCAAACAGCGUAGAAUAUUAUUAGAUAAGAGAUGUUGGUUCUAAAUAGAUUACGGCCAGCUGCCUCUUCUCAAGCUCAGAGUAUAUGCUUGGUGAAUACGAGGCAUUCGCUUUCAAAAUCGCUGAAAUCGACAACAACAACGUGCUCCGAUUUCGAACCAGCUUUCUUAAAUGAAAAUGACACUGACAGUCCGACAAGACACAGUCUCCCACUUCCACAUUUUUGGAAAUGUUUGGAAACACGGCAGCAAGCGACGGCAGCCAAGUUAUUUUCAACAACCCCGUCAUACUGUCAGUACGGGCUGGGUUUCAGGACUUUCUCCACCGUUUUAAAAACGCAGAACUGUUGGAAUUGCGGGGAAAGUCUGCAACAAACUCACACUUACUUCUGCACGACGUGCAAAGUUCUGCAGCCGCCCGAUGAGGACAGGAACUACUUUGACAUAAUGGACUGUGAGAACUCAUUUGCUGUGGACAUUCAGAAGCUUCAGCGAACAUACAGAAACCUGCAGCGUUCUCUUCACCCUGACAAUUUCAGCCAGAAACAAACGAAAGAGCAAGAGCUAUCUGAAAAACAGUCAGCGUUGGUGAAUGAGGCUUAUAGGACCCUGCUUGGACCCCUGAGUCGAGGGCUUUAUAUGCUAAAGCUUCAAGGACUGCAGCUAGAAGAAGGCACACACUUUGUUAUGGAGCCACAGUUUCUUUACGAAAUCAUGGAAAUCAAUGAGAGCCUGGCUGCAACACAAACAGAGGAGGAAGCCAGUGACAUUGGACAUUGUAUUCAAGACAGAUUGCAAGAGUUGAUCAGAGACGUCAGUGAGUCGUUCAGCAAAGGAGACCUUAAAAAGGCAAAGAUGCUUCUGGCUAAAAUGAAAUACUUUGUCAACAUUGAGGACAAGGUGAAGGAAAAGCUCUCUUCAUCCUGAGGGUCGAUACAGCCUGGCUCAGCACUUACAAGAUCUUUUUUUAAUAUGGAUAAUACUAUUUAAAUUAAAAUUCUUUAUAAUACUGGAAUACUUAUACGAUUUAAACUUAGAAAUAAUACAAUUAAAGUGGCUUCAGUUCACUAAAUAUCUCUGUAGCUAUUGCCUGUCGUGCAAUUCUAUUGACUAUAUAGGUCUCAAAUGUGCAGUUUUGAUAGAAAGAUGAUAUAGCAAAUACGUAUUUUCAUUUUAAAACAUGGCAUCUGAUAGGCAAAAGAAAGUUCUCAGUUUGCUUGCCUUCCCUUCCAGGAAGUGUCUUACAGUUGCACUUCCUGGGUCGGUUCACCCCAGCAUUGUCUUUGGUUAUUAACAGGAAAAGUCGACCCAGAAGAGGUGGGCUCAAUUUCACUCUGCAGAUGAAAUGACCGUGGAAGUGCAAGACAGCGAGGCCUGCAAUGAGAGAUUUCUUUAACCUAGUGUGUUUGCAGAUAUACUUUUAAAAUACAAAUACCUUAUUGAUUGCUAAGAUACAUAGAUUGCUUUCAAAACUACACAUUUGAGGUCUACUAAAUAGUGAACGGAUGUUAGCUUCAAUCACUGUAAUGCUAGAAGUACACAGCUUUACUGCAAAUACUCUGUAACACAAUGUGUGAAGAAGUUUUUCUCCAGUUUGCGACCAGUUUGACGUUUUUUUAAUGUAUUAAUUUAUUUUUUAAAGAACUAUUUUUGUGGUCCAGAUUUGGUACAAAUCAAGUAUUUCAAUACCUGGAUGUGUCAUAUGAAAAAUGGUUUUAUUAAAUUACAUUCUAUUUAAGACCAGAA